GGAAGCUCUUCAGGGGAAAGAUCAUCCAUCACGAGGUGUACAUAUGAUCAAACAAAGGCAUGUAGGUGGCAAUAGAAGAUUCAUUUGCAUCUUUCCUGAUCUUCUGCCACCGUGAAAAUAACUAUUGAUCUAACUGGGCUGUUCCACGGAGAUCAACAAUAAUGGACUCCGCAUUAGGAGCAUUGUCUUCGAUUUCCAUAGCCGAGGAUGGGAAAUAUGCCGCUCAGUUGAACGGUAAAGAUACCAUCAUUCAUCUGAACCCUACUUCUCCAGACUUCAAGGAGGUGCAGAUCGUCAAAGCCAAGGAGAAUGUGACAAAGUUCUUGAAAUUUUCGCGACCAAGAUCCUUUGGGCCAGGAAACACGCGUCGUGAGCAAGGAAAUGGCAGCUUAGCGCGGCGUAUGCUCGUUGCUAGUGACAAUCGCAUCUUGGUCUGGCAAUUGAAUCCUUUGCAGCUUCACGCAGAAAUCGAGAGCGCCGAGCCUGGGGCAACUAACAUCGACUUCGGUGGGGACGAAAAUGAGAUAAUAGUAUUCCAUGCGUGGAACACGAAAACAACGAUAUUCUCUCUGGACACUGGCCGAAGUCAGGUUAUCAAGACGCCUAAAUUCUUUCAUUAUAAUAGCUUUGGAUAUCGACCGAAGACGAGGCAAUUUGCAAUCCUACUAAAGCCAGAUACAACUGAUAUAUUGACUAUCCAUGAAUUUCGGUCUUAUGAACUGGUCAACCGAGCAAUUCUUCCCACGGUGGAUGCUCAAGGAUUGAAAUGGAGUCCAGAUGGUAAAUGGAUAGCUGUCUGGGACGCCGCUAGUACAGGCACCAAGGUCUUGAUUUUCACUGCCGACGGCCAACUUUUCCGGACCUAUUCAGGACCACCCGAAUCUGACAGUGUUUUCGAUCUUGGAGUGAGGAACAUAGAAUGGAGCCCCGUGGAUGACCGCACCGGGCUUUCAAAUUAUUUGGCUGUCGGGAAGGUUGAUGGAAACAUAGAUAUUCUCAAGAACAAGACGUUCUCCUGUUCUACCUCACUCUCUCAUGUCUUUCACAUCGAUCCAAACUCCCCUAGUAUUUGGCGUGAGCGGUACGCAGACUCGGAUGGAGAUCUCGAAUAUGCUGAAGCAUCAGGUUCCUCUGCAUUUAGCACGGUUACAGAUCCUUCUGGACCUCCGCGUGGCGUAUCCAUCAUGGCAUUUAGCUCUGAUGGGAGUCUACUGGGCACUGUAGACCAGACACGUCCAAAUAUCGUUUGGGUGUGGGCAUUGGGAUCAACACCGGGGCUUGUGACAGCUUUGGUCCACGAACAUGCAGUUAGACAGGUUAUUUGGCAUCCGUCAAAGACACAGCUGCUUAUAACCACGGCCAACAGCUCUAUGGCUGCGGUCAGGUAUUGGUCAUUGGAUAGCCAGCCGAUGGUUAUCCGUGUCCCUAUCCCUCGAAAUGAAAGCGGAAGAUACGACGUGAGAUGGUUGUCUUCAGGCGAAGACGAUGAUUCAAGGUUCUGGUUUGGCACACCCGAAGAUUAUAUUCUAGGUGAUAUUCGGGACCAGGAUGGUACUUUGCAGUUCCAAAGCUUUUACUCUGUGCAUGGCAAGGUACAAACUGGUAGUUAUAGCGGAAACGCGAGCAGAUAGCCUUUUAUGAUGAUGAUUUUGAUGAGCGCAAACCCAGCAACGUGGUUCAAGAACCGCAACCGGACCACCUCAAAGUAUAUAGAACGACAGUAACUAAGUUCAACUACAGAGGAAGAUCGAAUUCAAUCUAUUCCCUUCCAUACCUAUUCAAUGGCGUCAUAGCAAU
This is a messenger RNA of Aspergillus wentii DTO 134E9, 1797 nucleotides long. Its product is annotated as WD40 repeat domain-containing protein. Gene Ontology annotation, biological process: microtubule anchoring at mitotic spindle pole body; mitotic sister chromatid segregation; protein localization to mitotic spindle pole body. The record is from RefSeq and is a predicted model, not a curated record. The transcript is spliced from 3 exons. Gene Ontology annotation, cellular component: mitotic spindle; microtubule organizing center; MWP complex. Gene Ontology annotation, molecular function: protein binding. Lineage: Eukaryota; Fungi; Ascomycota; Eurotiomycetes; Eurotiales; Aspergillaceae. The coding region runs from base 162 to 1631 and encodes 489 amino acids.